Molecule: messenger RNA, 2042 nt
Organism: Dioscorea cayenensis subsp. rotundata (Guinea yam)
Lineage: Eukaryota; Viridiplantae; Streptophyta; Magnoliopsida; Dioscoreales; Dioscoreaceae
Product: pentatricopeptide repeat-containing protein At4g18520, chloroplastic
Exons: 2
Coding region: 412-1830 (472 amino acids)
Biological process (GO): RNA modification
Cellular component (GO): intracellular membrane-bounded organelle
Molecular function (GO): RNA binding; protein binding
Source: RefSeq, a predicted model, not a curated record
UCUUUUCUCCAACGUUUUCCCAGACUUCCCGGAAGUCGUUGGUUCGCCAAAGAUACAAACAGAUCAUGUGCAUUCGUUAAAUCCCGAACAAAGUUGGCAAAAAUCCCUCCUUUUCCAUGCAAUCCUCCUUCACUUCACAUCCACAGAGAAAAUCUCUUCUGUUGCAGGUGUGCUGUGCGAAAUCUAGAUGGUGAAUCCUCGUCCGGUGAUUCCUUUUCGGUUCAAAGUUUGGUGAAUGCUGAAACUUUGUCUUCAGUUCUUCAAUCAUGCACAAAUUUGAAAGAGGUUAAGAGGGUGCAUGCUGUUGUAGUGAAGUUGUUGGAUGUCCCUGUGAUUUUUAUAGAUAAUAAUUUAAUCAGUUCUUACUUUAGAUUCUCACAACUGCGGUAUGCAGAGAAGUUGUUCGAUAGAAUGCCUAAAAGGAAUGUUGUUUCUUGGACUGCGGUUCUCAGUGGGUAUUUGAACAUGGGUUUGGAUGAUGAGGCUUUGUGGUUGUUCCAGGAGAUGAUUGAGAACUCUGUGCAGCCUAAUAGUUCGACAUUUGCGUGCUUAUUGAAGUUGUGUGGGAAUUUAUUGGACCUUGAACUAGGGCGGCAGCUUCAUGCUUGUGUUGUGAAAGGGAAUUGGAGCAAUUUGAUUGUGGAUAGUGCCAUUGUGUACUUAUAUGCACAGUGUGGUGAUCUUUCUUGUGCAUCUAGAACCUUUGAACGAAUUCCUGUGCGAGAUGUUGUUUGCUGGACUACAAUGAUUAUGGCUUAUGCGCAACAAGGGCGUGGAAACAAGGCAUUCUCCAUGUUCUCUCAGAUGAAGCAGCAUGGAUUUAAGCCAAAUGAAUUUACAGUUUGUAAUGUACUGAAGGGUUGUGCAGAAGGGAAGGAAUUGAGGUUUGGGAAGCAGUUACAUUGUGCUAUAAUCAAAGGCAUGUGUAGACAGGAUGUAUAUGUCGGAAGUUCCUUGGUAAGCAUGUAUAUCAGAUGUGGAGAGCUCUUUGAUGCUCGACUAGUUUUUGAUAGUAUGACAACGAGAAACACAAUCACUUGGACUUGCAUGAUAGCCGGUUAUGCACAAAAUGGCUUUGCUGAGGAGGCUUUAUCAUUAUUUGAAGUAAUGAGGAGGAGACGUGUAUCUGCAAAUAACCUUACGAUCGUUAGUAUUCUCAGUGCAUGUGGUUUGUCAGGAUCCUUAUAUCGUGGUAAAGAAGUACAUGCACAAAUAAUAAGGAACCAUUCUCACAGGAAUGUUUUUAUUGGUAGCACUUUGAUAUGGUUUUAUUGUAAGUGUGGGGAGUAUGAUUAUGCAGCAAGAGUUUUGGAUGCCAUGCCGGUGAGGGAUGUCACCUCAUGGACUGCAAUAAUUUCAGGACUUGCUAAACUUGAACAUGGCUCAGAGGCACUGAGAUUCUUGCACAAGAUGUUGCAUGAAGGUGUGGAACCAAAUCCAUUUACGUAUUCUUCAGCAUUGAAAGCAUGUGCUAAAAUUGAAGAUGUGAAACAUGGAAGAUGGAUCCAUGCUUCAGUGAACAAAACCAGAGAUCUGUCAAAUGUGUUUGUGGGCAGUUCACUCAUUCAUAUGUACAUGAAAUGUGGUUCUAUUAAAGAUGCUUUCAAAGUCUUCGAUACUAUGCCAGAGCGCAAUCUAGUCUCAUGGAAGACGAUGGUUGUAGGCUAUGCAAAAAAUGGGCAGUGCCCGGACGCAUUGAGGCUUAUGUACAGAAUGCAAGCCGAAGGAUUUCAUGUGGAUGACUACGUUCGGUCCACAGUUCUUACUGCAUGUGCUGAUGCUGAGUGUGAUAUACAGUGGUCAUCAGCUUCUUGUUCAUAUUCAGGUUGAUUUCAAUGGUGGUGUGGAUGGUGAAAUCAUGUGUACUCUAAACUUAUGAUGAUCCAAAGAACAAGAAAUUAUGGUGAACUAUAUAACGCCAAAUGAUCUCAUGUACAAGUAGUAAUCGGUUGUAAGGGCUGUCAGACUUGUUCUUGAUUGUGUUGUUGUAGCAUAUAGUGAAUUUGUAUCAAUGAACUUAGAAAUAUAUCAAAAAUUUAUUC